AUUAAUUACAUUGCCUUAGACAGGUUGAAGCGUGAAAUAUGACCCAUUGUGUCCAACAGUUUUGGACCAGGAUGAGCUCAUUAAUGUGGCAUUUGCUUUUUGUGACUUUGAUUACCUCUCGAAUGGUGUCUGCAAAUGAGUCCUCAACGCCGGAUAUGGAGGUCAGUUCUUGUAAUAUUACGGGCUUCUGGCGCAAUGAGCUGGGCUCCACGCUCCGCGUGAAGGCAGAAGGGUCAGAGGUCAGAGGUGUGUAUCAGACCGCAGUGGAGAGCACGCGCGGCGCCGCCGGGUUACACCGCACUGCACGGAUUAUCGGGAUAGUUGGUAACGGGACUCAACCUGCCGUUUCAUUCUCCGUGCUGUGGGAGAAAGGGUCAUGUUCUGCUUGGGUCGGUCAGUGUUUUAUUUUACAUGAUGGUGCACAAGUGCUGAAAAUGUUCUGGAUGUUGCGCAGUGUAGCUGACAACCUGACAGGUGACUGGGGUGAUGGUGCACAAGUGCUGAAAACGUUGGGAGAAGAUCUUUUUUUCAAGACUUGA
Cyprinus carpio (common carp) is the source of this 539-nucleotide messenger RNA. Its product is annotated as avidin-like. The transcript is spliced from 4 exons. Gene Ontology annotation, molecular function: biotin binding. NCBI's taxonomy places the organism in Eukaryota, Metazoa, Chordata, Actinopteri, Cypriniformes, Cyprinidae. The record is from RefSeq and is a predicted model, not a curated record. The coding region runs from base 39 to 539 and encodes 166 amino acids.